AUCAUAGUACACAAUUGUUAAGUCACUUAAGUCAAGAUUUCUUCCCAUCCCUUGACCUCAGCCUCCCGCAUAAUCUCGCUCUUUUAAUUUUUAGACUUAAAAUCUCUAGCUUCUAAUUUUAAAAUACGCAAAUUUGCCUGUAUUUGUGUUUUUAUUUAUAAUCUUUGUAUCAAUUAAGUCUGAGCGUAACAAUGGUGCAACCCCAUGUCCUCUUGGUGACAUUUCCAGCACAAGGCCAUAUUAAUCCAUCUCUCCAAUUUGCCAAAAGGCUAAUCAAAUUGGGCAUUGAGGUAACAUUUGCCACGAGCGUUUUCGCACAUCGCCGUAUGACGAAAACUGCGGCGUCCACCGCACCCGAGGGCUUGAACUUUGUGGCAUUCUCUGACGGAUUUGACGAUGGUUUCAAGCUUGACACGGAUGAUGCUAAACGUUACAUGUCGGAGAUAAGAAGUCGCGGUUCUCAAACCUUAAAAGAUAUCAUACUGAAGAGCUCGGACGAGGGACGUCCUGUCACGUCCCUCGUCUACACUCUUCUGCUUCCUUGGGCUGCUGAGGUGGCGCGCGAACAUCACAUCCCGUGCGCGUUGCUAUGGAUUCAACCAGCAACUGUGCUAGACAUAUACUACUAUUACUUCAAUGGAUAUGAGGAUGAAAUGAAGUCUAGCACCAAUGAUCCAAAUUGGUGUAUCCAAUUGCCAAGGCUUCCAUUACUAAAAAGCGAAGAUCUUCCAUCCUUUUUAGUUGCUUCUAGCUCUAAAUUAGAUGAUGGAAAAUAUGGCUCUGCUCUACCAACAUUUAAAGAGCAAUUAGACACAUUAGAUGGUGAAGAAAAUCCUAAGGUGCUUGUGAAUACAUUUGAUGCAUUAGAGCCAGAGGCCCUCAAAGCUAUUGAAAAGUACAAUUUAAUUGGGAUUGGACCAUUGGUUCCUUCAUCAUUCUUUGAUGGAAAAGAUCCUUUGGAUUCUGCUUUUGGUGGUGAUCUUUUUCAAAAGUCUAAUGACUACAUGGAGUGGUUGGAUUCACAGCCAAAAUCAUCAAUUGUUUAUAUAUCAUUUGGGAGUCUCUUGAAUUUAUCAAGAAACCAAAAGGAGGAGAUUGCAAAAGGGUUGAUAGAGAUUAAAAGGCCAUUCUUGUGGGUAAUAAGAGAUCAAGAAAAUGUGAAAGAAGCAGAGGAAUUAAGUUGCAUGAUGGAAUUGGAGAAGCAAGGGAAAAUAGUGCCAUGGUGCUCACAACUUGAGGUCCUAACACAUCCAUCUUUAGGAUGUUUUGUUUCGCACUGUGGAUGGAAUUCAACUCUGGAAAGUCUAUCGUCAGGCGUGCCUGUGGUGGCAUUUCCUCAUUGGACAGAUCAAGGGACGAACGCUAAGUUAAUCGAAGAUGUUUGGAAGACAGGUGUCAGGGUGAAAGCGAAUGAAGAUGGUGUGGUUGAGAGUGAAGAGAUAAAAAGGUGCAUAGAGAUUGUAAUGGAUGGUGGAGAGGAAGGAGAAGAGAUGAGAAAGAAUGCUAAAAAAUGGAAAGAAUUGGCAGGGGAAGCUCUGAAAGAAGGUGGAUCUUCAGAAAUGAAUCUGAAAGCUUUUGUUUAAGUUGGCAAAGGUUGUUGAGAUUCUUUUUGAUGAGGCAAUUGGUUUACUAUUCUGUAAUUUGCUUUCUUCCCCUAAUAAAAUUAAUUAGCAUGUUUA
Lycium ferocissimum is the source of this 1679-nucleotide messenger RNA. RefSeq names its product UDP-glycosyltransferase 75C1. The transcript has a single exon. Lineage: Eukaryota; Viridiplantae; Streptophyta; Magnoliopsida; Solanales; Solanaceae. The record is from RefSeq and is a predicted model, not a curated record. The coding region runs from base 192 to 1583 and encodes 463 amino acids. Gene Ontology annotation, molecular function: UDP-glycosyltransferase activity.